Messenger RNA from Oppiella nova, 4028 nucleotides. NCBI's taxonomy places the organism in Eukaryota, Metazoa, Arthropoda, Arachnida, Sarcoptiformes, Oppiidae. The record is from the annotation of a GenBank genome assembly.
AUGCAGAAAAUGUCAACAAAAGUGAUUCGAAGCGAAGAGCCGAAGAAGACUUUGCAGCAACUGAUCCAACGCUGCGUCGACCGCAACCGCGCCGACGGACAGCCGCUCUUCAGUGUCGGCCUUUCGGGCGGAAGUAUUCCUUCGGUUUUGGCCGAAGUGUUGCCGCAAUUGUCUUGCCUAAAGCGCUUUACCGCCGAGAAGAAGACGCUGCUUGCGGAGCACGGGAAGCUUCUGGGCCUCAGGUGCACGCCUCACAUAGCCGCGCUUCACUACGGAGCUCACGGGCGAGACCGCCGGCUUGUCCUGAUUGCCGUCAAUCCCGCGCUUUCGCCGCAAUCGGCGGCCGAAGACUACGAGCGCGCGAUUCGGCGCUCUCUCGACUGCGCGGAGGCCGACGAGUGGCCGCGCUUUGACCUCUUGUUACUGGGAAUGGGUCCCGACGGCCACACGUGCUCUCUCUUCCCGAACCACGCGCUGCUGCAGGAGAAGCGCAAAUGGGUCUCUUUUUUGACGGAUUCGCCGAAACCGCCGCCGUCGCGCGUCACUCUCACUCUCCCGGUGCUCUUGAAGGCCAAGUGCGUCGUCUUCUACUCGACGGGCGCCGGGAAAGCCGACACUCUUCGGCGCAUUCUCGUGGACGCGGAACCGCUUCCCGCAGGUCUCGUGCGCCCCUCAGACGGCGACCUCUAUUGGGUGGUCGACGGCGAGAGCGGGCGACUCAUUCCCGACUCAAUGCUCACCAAAAUGGCUGACUUACUUGUGUUCCGCUUCUCCGAUGUCUUCUGCACUUCCAACACAUCCACCGCUUCUCCUGUAAUGGCGUUAACGCAGCCCUCAGUCAACUGCAGUCUCGACGACAUCGAUCUCAACGCCCUUAAGGACCCCGCGGGCAUCUUCGAGCUCAUCGAAGUGGUCGGCAAUGGCACGUAUGGCCAGGUGUACAAGGGCCGACACACGAAGACUGGCCAAUUGGCGGCCAUCAAGAUCAUGGACGUGACGGAAGACGAAGAGGAAGAAAUCAAACUCGAGAUCAAUGUCCUCAAAAAGUAUUCACACCACCGAAACGUCGCCACAUAUUUCGGCGCUUUCAUCCACAAGAGUCCGCCCGGAAAGGACGACAAGCUUUGGCUCGUGAUGGAGUACUGCGGCGCCGGUUCCGUCACGGAUCUCGUCAAAUGCCAGUCUCUGCGCGAGGAGUGGAUCGCAUACGUGUGUCGAGAGAUUCUGCGCGGUUUGAGUCAUUUGCACGCGAAUAAGAUCAUUCACCGCGACAUCAAAGGCCAGAACGUGUUGUUGACGGACAACGCGGAAGUGAAACUCGUCGACUUCGGGGUUUCCGCGCAAUUGGACCGAACUAUUGGUCGCAGAAAUACGUUCAUUGGAACGCCCUAUUGGAUGGCACCGGAAGUGAUUGCGUGCGACGAGAACCCGGACGCCACGUAUGACAAUCGCUCUGAUCUCUGGUCGCUGGGCAUAACGGCGCUCGAGAUGGCGGAGAACACGCCCCCCCUUUGCGACCUGCACCCGAUGCGCGCGCUCUUCCUCAUCCCUCGCAAUCCUCCGCCGCGUCUCAAGUCGAAGAAGUGGUGCAAAAAGUUCCAGUCGUUCAUCGAGACGGUGCUCGUGAAGGACUACCAGCAGCGGCCAUACACUGACCAACUGCUGAAACACCCCUUCAUCCGCGACCAGCCCACCGAACGCCACGUCCGCAUUCAACUCAAGGACCACAUCGACCGCUGUCGCAAACACAAGCGCGGAGAAGACAUGCGGUUCGCGGCUCCCGGCCAACAGUCGGAUGACGACGACGACGACAGCGCCGCCAACAACGAGUCGGCGCGCGCUGACGAACACGACUCCACUCUUCGGCGCGCAAACGACCAGACGCUCACUGACCGCGCGGCCAAACCCAAGGUCGCGGCGGCCGGGCCUUCGCGCGACGCGCACCCGGCCAACCGCCCGCUGCCGGUGCCGCCGAACCGCGUGAUUGUAGUCCCGGAUCCGCCGCCGCCGUCGAAGCCGUUGCCGCCGAUUCCCGUGGAGGCGGAGAAGCGGCGCCCGAACUCCGGACUCUUCAAAGUGGCGCAAAUGCAAAGACCCGAAGAUCUGGACGUUUUGGCGGCGCAGUUGACGGAAUUGGGCGGAGCCAACGGUCACCACAACAACAACAAAGCACAGCCACAACAGCGCCGCUCACGUGAACACAAACCGCACCAAAAGCGACAACAGGAACACAAACCGACGCCUCCGCCGCCGCCGCCGGCCGUCGAUUCGGACGACGACGAGGAGGAGGAGACGGAAGACUCGCGCACGAGAAACGACGGAACGCUUCUCGCGUCGGAUCCGCCGCGCCCUCUACCCCCAGACAGUCACGCCCCCAAUCGCCCGCUGCCGCCGCCGCCCGACGCGCAGCCGCCGUCGAAGCCUUUGCCGCCGAUUCCGCGCGAAGACAACGACGGAACUCUUGUGUUGCGACGGAACGACUCGGAAGGACACUCGUCGCGCGCCUCGGGCGCCAUUCCCGACCUCUUGUCACAACACGUGACCGAAAAGGCGGACGAAGUGUCGGCGCUUUUGUUGCAAUACAGACAACAGUGCGGACAAACUCCGCCCCUUUUGCAGAACAAACAGCGCUCGUUCCUCACGUUCGGCUUCUCCGCCGGAGGGGCCACUCCCUCGCCGCGGCGCGAGUCGCACGUGAACGUGAACGUGGCGCCGGCCAUCCACGCGGACACUCCGGAGAUCCGCAAAUACAAGAAGCGUUUCAAUUCGGAGAUCCUUUGCGCCGCCCUCUGGGGCGUCAACCUUCUCAUAGGCACCGAAUCGGGACUCAUGCUUCUUGACCGCAGCGGACAGGGAAAGGUGUAUCAACUCAUCUCGCGGCGCCGUUUUCAACAGAUGGAGGUUCUCGAGGGACAGAACAUCCUGAUCACCAUUUCCGGCAAAAAGGCGCGCGUCCGCGUCUACUAUCUCUCGUGGCUCAAGAGUAAGAUCAUCCGCACGGACCAGCAAAUCGAGAAGCGCAGCGGUUGGAUCAACGUGGGAGACCUUCAGGGCGCCAUUCACUUCAAAAUCGUGGUGUGGCUCAUUCCCCAACACGUGUCGAAGGACUGGGAGAACACGUUUCGGAUUUGGAGCGGAAACGUCAAGUACGAGCGGAUCAAGUUCCUGGUGAUCGCACUUCGCGAGAGCGUCGAGAUCUACGCCUGGGCGCCCAAACCCUACCACAAGUUCAUGGCUUUCAAGUCGUUCGCAGAUCUGCAACACAAGCCCCUCCUCGUGGACAUGACCAUCGAGGAGGGACUGCGUCUCAAAGUCAUCUACGGCUCUUCGCACGGCUUCCACGCCGUCGACCUCGACUACGGCCAGGUCUACGACAUCUACAUCCCCGCCCACAGCCAAUCGGCGAUCACUCCGCACACAAUCAUAACGCUUCCCAAUUCGAAAGGACUGCAACUUCUGCUCUACGAAGGCGUUUACGUCAACACUUACGGCAAAGUCAGCAAAAACGUUGUCCUCCAAUGGGGAGAGAUGCCGACGUCGGUCGCCUUCAUCGGCACGGGACAGAUCAUGGGGUGGGGCAACAAAGCCAUUGAGAUUCGCGGCGUCGAGACCGGACAUCUGGACGGCGUCUUCAUGCAUAAGAAGGCGCAGAAACUCAAGUUCUUAUGCGAGAGGAACGACAAGUGGGUGUGUGCUCUUGUUCUUUGGCAGUGCUCUCGGAAUACUUCAAUGCAAUACAUGUCCACCGAUUGGGUGCUGAUGCUCAUAACUCCCGUUCCCGACGUGACCGUCAGAAAGAAGACCAGAUCUGUACUCAGCACCUGUAGCCCAAUCGGUGGACAUGUGUUCUUCUCGUCGGCCAAAAGCGGCUCUUCGUGUCAGAUCUACUUCAUGACCUUGAAUAAACCAGGAAUGGCCAAUUGGUAACGAGAGGACUCACGGAUCACUUCUUUGUGCCACAAAACCCUUUAACCCUUUUUUCGCUCAAAUUUCUUAAUUUUUGUAUAAAUAAACUCUUUUUCACGUAA